CUCCUCCUCCUCCGUCCCCGUGCCCUGCGGCGGGCUCGGAGCAUGGCGCUGCCGCGGCUCCUGCGGGCAGCAGCCCCGCGGCUCUACAGCACCGUCCCGGCCCCGGCCCCGGCCCCGGCCCCGGCAGGCAGCCGGCCCCGCGCUGACGAUGACAAGCUGCUCACCGAGCCUCUCAACCACCCCGACUUCUUCAGCGUGAAGGAACUCUUCACCCUGAAAGAUCUCUUCGAUGCCCGGGUGCACCUGGGCCACAAAAAGGGAUGUCGGCACAGGUUCAUGGAGCCCUACAUCUUCGGCUGCCGCCUGGACCAGGACAUCAUCGACCUGGAUCAGACCAUGCAGCACCUGCAGCUGGCCCUCAACUUCACGGCCCACGUGGCCUACCGAGGGGGCAUCAUCCUCUUCGUCAGCCGCCGGCGCCAGUUCUGCCACCUGGUCGAGAGCACGGCGCGGGCGUGCGGGGAGUACGCGCACACCCGCUACUGGCAGGGCGGGCUCCUCACCAACGCCCGCAUCCAGUUCGGCCCCGGCGUGCGCCUGCCCGACCUCCUCAUCUUCCUCAGCACCCUCAACAACGUCUUCGAGCCACACGUGGCCAUCCGCGACGCGGCCAAGAUGAACAUCCCCACGGUCGGCGUGGUGGACACGAACUGCAACCCGUGUUUGAUCACCUACCCCAUCCCCGGCAAUGACGACAGCCCCGCGGCCCUGGAGCUCUACUGCAGGCUCUUCAGGAUGACCAUCAUCCGUGCCAAGGACAAGAGGCGGCAGAGCGAGGCCGUGGAGGAGCUGCAGAGGAAAGCCCAGGGCAAGUAGAGCCCCAGGGAUGGGCUCGGUGCCUCUGCUCCACUCCACAGGGUUGGCUCUGCAUCCAGCACCGCUGUUGGCGCAGCUGGCUGGUGGGAAAAGGACCCCCAGCCCUGUGCACGGUGAUCCCACAGCCAUGGAGGGUUUCCAGAUCCAAAAAAUUGUCCAGAGCAAUGCAAGGGAAAAUGGAGCCAGGCUCCUCUCCUUGAGUUUGUCACUGUUGCAGGGAGUGCCACUGUCCUGUGGCUUUCCUGAGCUCAUGAUCUCACCUGAAACCACUUGUAUCUUGUGUCUGUUCUUAGCAAAUAAAGGGAUUUAUCCCUGUGA
Messenger RNA from Melozone crissalis (California towhee), 1134 nucleotides. It is a transcript of the gene MRPS2, whose product is annotated as mitochondrial ribosomal protein S2. Gene Ontology annotation, molecular function: structural constituent of ribosome. The coding region runs from base 43 to 816 and encodes 257 amino acids. NCBI's taxonomy places the organism in Eukaryota, Metazoa, Chordata, Aves, Passeriformes, Passerellidae. Gene Ontology annotation, biological process: translation. The transcript is spliced from 4 exons. Gene Ontology annotation, cellular component: mitochondrial small ribosomal subunit; ribosome. The record is from RefSeq and is a predicted model, not a curated record.